This is a messenger RNA of Peromyscus californicus insignis, 703 nucleotides long. RefSeq names its product protein YAE1 homolog. The record is from RefSeq and is a predicted model, not a curated record. NCBI's taxonomy places the organism in Eukaryota, Metazoa, Chordata, Mammalia, Rodentia, Cricetidae.
GUUCGAUCUGUUCCCAAGAUCCUAAGCCCUGGGGAUCAGGAUGGGUUUGACGAGGAAGCAGACGAGACUCUGUUAGUGCAGUGGGAAUGGCAGGGCCACAUGCAGAGGCGAAUCCAAGAAGGCUACAGAGAUGGAAUAGAUGCAGGCAAAGCAGUCACUCUUCAACAGGACUUCAAUCAAGGUUACAAAGAAGGUGCAGAAGUCAUAAACUAUGGACUACUCAGGGGAACACUGAGUGCUUUCCUCUUCUGGUGUCACCUUCAUGGCAAUAGUUCAGCUUUGAUCAGCAAAAUAAAUAAUCUUCUGGAUGCAGUUGGCCAGUGCGAAGAGUGUGUGCUCAAACGUCUGAAAUCAGUCACGUCACAGGCCCAAGUUACAGAUUUAUUGGACUCCAUUGAGGAUAUGGACCUUUGUCAUGGAGUUCCAGCUGAGAAAAAGAUUGAUGAAGCUAAAGAUGAAAGACUCUGUGAAAACAGUGCUGAGUUGAACAGAACCUCUGACGAGAGUCCUAGCAGGACCUGUUCACUUUCCGAAUGGUGCAGAACACAAGAGCACACACACUUGGAAAAACCAAGCCUCGCUUGGAUUCUGGACCAGACCACCAACUUAGUGAAACAGCUGGGGGUAUCAGUGGACAGACUGCAGCACCUGAGACAGCUAUAAAAUUAUCUCCCUUCUGUAGUGGAAGUAAUGCUCCAAUAGU